Apodemus sylvaticus (European woodmouse) is the source of this 3729-nucleotide messenger RNA. RefSeq names its product methionine sulfoxide reductase B3 (gene Msrb3). Lineage: Eukaryota; Metazoa; Chordata; Mammalia; Rodentia; Muridae. Bases 232 to 894 code for a protein of 220 amino acids. Gene Ontology annotation, cellular component: cytoplasm. The record is from RefSeq and is a predicted model, not a curated record. Gene Ontology annotation, biological process: protein repair; response to oxidative stress. The transcript has 9 exons. Gene Ontology annotation, molecular function: peptide-methionine (R)-S-oxide reductase activity.
CUAGAGCUUUGGUUCUGGUACAUGUUUCUAUCACUGUGAACCAAUUUGUUCUUGAAACUCGUCACCAGGAGCAGAACGUAUUUCCAGAAUUAUUUUUAUUGUGCCUUUCUGACUGUAUGAAGUUGGUUAUCUGAGUCCCCAGCUGCUGUUCCCGCCACCUACAUAACAGAAGCCCACUGCCUCUGCUCAGCCAUCAGAGACUCCAACCUUCUGCAACUAGCCAUCCAUGGUAUGGUCCACACCUGCAAGGCCCAGAAAGGUUCAUCUGGCAAGCAAGCUUUUGCCGCUUCCUCUGCCUCUGGGAUUGUCACUGAAGAUACCACCACGAUGUCUGCCUUCAACCUCCUGCACUUGGUGACAAAGAGCCAGCCCGUGGCCCAGAGAGCCUGUGGGCUCCCCUCAGGGUCAUGUAGGGAUAAAAAGAACUAUAAGGUGGUCUUUUCCCAGCAGGAACUGAGGAAGCGGCUGACACCCCUACAGUACCAUGUCACUCAGGAGAAAGGAACAGAAAGUGCCUUCGAAGGAGAAUACACACAUCACAAAGACCCUGGAAUUUAUAAAUGUGUUGUCUGUGGAACUCCACUGUUCAAAUCAGAAACCAAAUUUGACUCUGGUUCAGGCUGGCCUUCCUUCCAUGAUGUGAUCAGUUCUGAGGCCAUCGAGUUCACAGAUGAUUUCUCCUACGGGAUGCACAGGGUGGAAACAAGCUGUUCUCAGUGUGGCGCUCAUCUCGGGCACAUUUUUGACGAUGGACCCCGUCCGACUGGCAAAAGAUACUGCAUCAACUCAGCGUCCCUGUCCUUCACUCCUGCGGACAGCAGUGUGGCAGAAGGAGGCCGCAGCCCAGCAGCAGCAGCAGCAGCAGCAGGAGCAGCAGACAGAGCCGAGCUGUAGGAUCGAAGUGGCGGUGGAAACAAAGUGUUCUUAAUGCACAGCUGAUUGAAAAACCAAAAAAAAAAAAAAAAAAAAGGGUUUAUCUUAACAGAGCUAUUUUUACAGAAGCUAUAAGGGCAGUUUAUGCUAUUGAAAAUGUUUUCUCUUUUUUUAAUCUAGACGGCAGUUCUGCCCAUCCACGUAUCUUGCUGUUGACUGGGUCCAGAACUGUGUGUAGGUCUUGCAAAAGGAGCUUCUUCGUAAGCUUCUAAUUAGCCUUAGCAUCGUUUUCUUCCAACACAUACCUUCCUUUAAGUCUUGUCCUUGUGGGUACCUCUCCUCCUCUUGAUUAAGAGAUGGAGGCCGUUUAGUGAAAUCAGAGAGCUGGUGAUCAGGGGCAGAGAGAAGAGUUGGGAAGGGCAGAGCAUCUAGACAUGUGGGCUUUACUAUAAAGGGGGAGCGCUGCCUUAGACUGCUAGGCUGCAUGGAAAGUCUGAGCUAAGGUUGUUUUUUCUCACUAGAAGGGUGUGAAGGUCUGAAGUCGUUCCUUAUGUUACAUUGUUGCCAGAUGUGAGAGGGCUGGCCGAAGGUUGCUGCAGAGACGCAAAACAUUCCCGCUGGGCAGGUCUUUAUUUUAUAUUAUUUUCCUUUGAAAACAGCAGAAUGGAAGACAAGUGGAAGAUGCCGGGCCCCGUUUUUGGCCCCAAAGUUCACAAAGAAAAAGGCUCUGCGUAAGCCUUUCUCUGCAUGCCUCCUCAUUCUGACCUCAAUCUGCAUGAACAUUUUAGAAGAUUUCCCCAGCGCAAAAUAAAAUAUUAGGGACAACACACUUCAUCAGUAGGAAAGAGAGAGAUCUGAGAAGACCAAGUAUGAGGUCUUGAGCACUAAAUAAUCCCACACUGUGCAUAAAGGCUAACAGGAUCUCACAGGUCACUACCUAAACCAGACUUUCUUCUAGCAUCAAGAGGUUGGUGCAAGGAUGUUGGGGAUUAAGACAGAAUAAUCAGGCCCAAGGUCCACACUUCACUGUGUGUACAAAGGACAAGCCAUUAAGCCCCGUUGUGCCUAUAUUUUCGUGUACACAAUAGGACUCAUAUCUUUAUAAAAUAUGUCCACACUCUCAGGGCUACAUUACUAUAUUGCUGUACAAUUAAUAAGAUCAGUAUUGUAAAAUCACACCGAUCCGGAUGUAAUUGCACAGAGCAGGCAAGUUUGCAAUGGGAAGACUUUGCAGAGGUGGACUUUGUUGAUGGUAUGGAACUGGUCAGCCAGAAGCCAGACUUUUAUCUUGUAGCAAUAUGGCAGGUUUUGCUUGCAGAAGCUCUGUGUGGUGGCUCGAGGUUUUCACAGGGCUGAACAAAGGGACAGUUAAAGGUGCUGUCCCACCAGGAAGCAUUGUGAUUUUGAACGCUAAUCCCGAAAUGUGGCUUUAAAAGACACUUGGGUUUCUAAAUCUUCGAUGAAGACUGGCAUCGCUCCUCGUAAGCAACGAUGAUGAGAACAGGCAGACAUGUGGCAGAUGCAGACUCAGCAGGAAGCAAUAAAAACUGGGGAGAGCAAGCUGAGGCCGCCAUAUUCCGGCACCUUCUGGCCUUCUCAGGUACCUCCUGAAGGUCCCGACAUCCUGCCAAGUCUUCAGCAUCACCCCAAUCUAGAGACGGCCAUGCUUUUAACUUUGCACACACAGGAAAGUCACCUAAGCAUUGGGGUUCCCCGACCCCCAGGGGUUUACCCCAAGCUCAGGACUACUCUGCACACCAAGGCUUCAUUCUCCUCUAGAAACACGGGGAGAGUUUAGGGAGAGGCUUCCAGACUGCCGUGAAGUCUUUGCAUCACCGGAAAGGAUCCCAUGUAGGGGGGUUAAGGACAGAUGUGGGUCUCACACGACAUUGUCACAGCUUGACAUCUGUCCUUCAGAGAUACACACAGCCCUUUCUUCUGCCCACUCCCAUCUGUGUAGUGGCCUUUCCAGGGUCCCUUGGCUAUAAGCCAGACGAUUGGAGUAGACAAAGACAAUAAAUAAGGAGAUUCUCCCUCUGCAGAGAGUCUAGGUUGAUAUUCUUCCUUCAUUUUUAUAAUAUAGCACUAAACACACGUUCACUCACACACACACACACCAUAACAAUAACAAUAACGAAAAUCUUGUUUCUUUUUAACUUUUACUGUUUUGUUUUUUUAACAAAAGCCAGCUUCUACCAGCACCAACUUUACACAUAUAUAUCCAGUGAAAUAAAAAAGGAAAAAGAAAGAAAAAUGAGUGUACACAGUUUAAUUCCAGAUUGCUUUUUUUGGGGCUUAUGUGGUAUCAAAUUUCAGUAUAUUUCUGUCUUAUGUUAAAGAACUAAAUGUCAGUGAGCAGUAAUGCCAGCUGUCAAGGACUAGAUUUACCCUCCCAGGAUAUGGAGCGCAGUAAGCUGAGGAGAUGAGGGGAUCUGUGGGAGGUGCAUGGUCUUCCUUGUCUGCACCCCAGUUCUGACUGCAUCGUUGGGCCCUGCAGAGAUGGGCUGGUGGGCAGGAAAUAUGUCCCUAAGAGUGCCCAGAACGGAUAGGAAGGAAGCAGCAACAACGAGCGUAUUUCUGAGUAUUUAAACUUUUCACUUCUUUUAUAUAUUUGAAAUCUUAAUGCAAAUGACGUAGCAAUUGGAACAAAGUCUCUCCCUGUUGUUUAAAAUGUCUUGCUUUCGAUACGGAAGGAAAAAAAAAAAACAAACGAUGAAAAUUAGUAACAUGUUUUGAAGAUUGUGUAUGAUUCUUGACCUAGAAAGCUUUUUAAUAACUUUUCUUCUGGUAGUUUAAAACUUUUGAAAAGUGACAAGAAACCUUCAUUGAAGAAGCCUUUUUUCGAUAUUUGUUGUA